Prinia subflava (tawny-flanked prinia) is the source of this 2610-nucleotide messenger RNA. Its product is annotated as transmembrane O-methyltransferase homolog. Lineage: Eukaryota; Metazoa; Chordata; Aves; Passeriformes; Cisticolidae. Gene Ontology annotation, biological process: dopamine metabolic process; developmental process; catecholamine catabolic process. The transcript has 3 exons. The record is from RefSeq and is a predicted model, not a curated record. Gene Ontology annotation, molecular function: catechol O-methyltransferase activity. Bases 1332 to 2111 code for a protein of 259 amino acids.
AGUCAGACUGCAUCCUGAUGCCCUCUUGGUCAGGGUGUUGGUAGCAGUCCAAUUAAAUUAUGGCUGCAGUCCUCGUAGAGUAACACAUGUGGUUCUGUUGAAGCAAUGAAUCUGUAGAAGGGCAUCGUUUUCUUCUGAACGUCUUGUGGUGGUUUAGAAGGGUCUGGUCUUCCUCUGGGAAUCCAGUGGAAAAAGGCUGACUGUGGUGUUCCAAAUCCCAGAUUAUACCCAUGUGGGAAUGUUUGGCUCCUCCCCUGGAAGAAGCAUCUCACAAUGGGAUGAUGUCUUUUAUCAGUCAUGUAGUAAGGCUCAAAGGCCCAUUAAAAAAAAAAGAAGAUAUGUGCCUGGAGGGAGGAUUGGUUGUGGAAGAGAUAAAGAAAACUGCCCCAUCAAGUUUUAACAGCUGGCCCAUUAACAGAGGGUAUCUACCAUCCCCUGGAGUUAUGAGGGUAGGCUCAUGGAAGAGAUAAAGACCACUGGCCCACCUGGUUUUAACAGACAGUAAAAGAAUACAUGCUUUUGGCUACAUAUUGCAUUGCAACCUAAGACACAUUGUCAGUCACACUGAGCUGGUAACCGGAGCUCCAAAGGCAGCUGCAGCUGAGGUGACACCAUCAAUAAAUAACGGAGUGCUAGCAGGGUUGCACACAGGACCGCCUGCCUCUGCCUGCCUGGAGUGUGGGGACAGGUAAGUGCCACCACCAUUGCCCUAUCAUUUUGCUGUGGCUGGGCACCCCCAACAGCUCAGGGUGUCGGCAGCAGGGUGUGGGGAGCAGGGUGUGAGGUGCAGAAUAGGGGGGUGGGAGCAGCCUUGCUGGACCAGGGGCGUGCAAGGGGUUGUGCUGUACAAGGCCCCUCACAGCAGCACAAUCCCCUGGGAUGCCAGCCCUGCUGACCCCAAUAUCUGGACCCUGGCAGCUGGGUGCCCAGCACUCCCCGGCCCUGGCACAGGGACCUCCAGAGCAUCCUGGGAAAGGCAUUCUCUCCCUGCAGGCCCAGCAGCACUGGAGCUCAGGGAAAGGUACUUCCAGGGGGUGCACAGGACAGCCAACUCACGGCAUGAGUGGCAGUUGUGAGCCUGGCACCCUGGGAGGAUGUCCUACCACAGCAUCCCCUGUCGGGAUAGAUUUGCCUUGUUACGGUUCAGGGCUCGCAGUGCUUCAGCGAUCUCUGCACCAGGGAGAUUUUCAAAGCCUGAGCCCAAGGUUAUGCUACUGAUAGUGGACACAACGGGUGCAGAACUUCCCAUUUGACAGAACUCCCAAGAUAGGCAGGAAACUAACAAAGUCAUCUCAGCAACUGUGCCAAAAUCACAGCCUCACUCUCUUGUGAUGGUGUCUCCGGCGAUUGCCCUGGCCUUCCUCCCCUUCAUUGUCACACUGCUGAUACGGUACCGGCACUACCUGGUGCUGCUGUACCGGGCAGUGCUGGUGCCCUGGCUGCGGGACCGGCUCACCGGCACCUCGCGGGAGCAGCGUGCCUUCCAGUACGUGCUGACUCAUGCUAUCCCUGGGGACCCCCACCACAUCCUCCAGACCUUCGAUCAUUGGUGCUACCACUGUGAGCACCUCAGCUGUGCGCAUGCCGUGUCAGGGCGGAUCGUGGAGCGAGUGCUGUUGGAGCGGGCACCGCUGCGGGUGCUGGAGCUGGGCACGUACUGUGGCUACGGCACCGUGCUGCUGGCACAGGGGCUGCCCCCAGGCGCCCGUCUCUACACCAUUGAGGGAGACCCCCGACAUGCUGCCGUGGCCGAGAAGGUCAUCCGCCUGGCCGGCUUCAGUGAGCAGACGGUGGAGCUGAUCGUGGGCCCCUCGGAGGAGGUGAUACCUCACCUGCGGGAGAAGCACGGCCUGAUGAAUGCCAACUUGGUCUUCAUGGAUCACUGGAAACGCUGCUACCUGCGGGACCUACAGUUGCUGGAGAGCCACCAGCUGCUGGCUGAGGGGGCCACCAUCCUAGCUGAUAACAUCCUCUUCCCUGGGGCACCCCACUUCCUGCAGUACGCCAAGACCUGUGGCAAAUACCACUGCAAGGUGCACCGCUCCAGACUGGAGUACUUCCGCGGCAUUCCUGAUGGCAUCGCUGAGCUCCGCUAUACCGGUACCCACUGAGCAGGCGGCAAGCCUCUGCCUUGUGCUGGCCAUGGCUACCGCAGGAGUGCCAGGUCCCAACCCCCUGCCUCAGCCUCAACACGGGCUCUGGAGGAAACACAGUGGCUGCUGUGGUCUGUGGUAGGGCACAGUGGGGAACGAUGGGGCUCACUCCCCACAGCGCUCCUGCAAUACGCAGGGAGGACUGCCAGGCACACCAGUGCAUGGUGGGCAGCAGUCCUGCACUUGCCUGCGUGAUACCCUCUGCCUGCCCUGGUGGCCUCAGACACCAGAUUUGGCGUUGUUUCCUUGAAAACUGAGUUUAUUAGAAAAGAUGUGUCAGCUCCAAUGUGCCACGUGGCAGUGUCCCCUCUGGCUCCCCUCGGGGGCUUCCCUCUGGACCCCCUGCACCACACAGCACCCAUGGCAGGCAGGAGCUUCACUGAACUGUCCCCCAGAGCCAUGGGGGGCAAAGGCUGUCCCCUAGCCUCCACUUUGGUGUAGCUGUGGCAGAAUCAGA